GAGUGUGAGGGUGAUAAAAAGUGGUUUGCCUUCAAAUGUCAGAAAAAAUUGACAAAAAAAGAAGUGGAGUGAAAAUAAGCUAACACGUAAUGAGCACACAAUCCUAGAAGAAGAACGUAAACAAACACAUGUGGAAUAGUUUCUGUACAAUUAUUAAGUAAAAAAAUUAUAAAGUAAAAAUCAUCAGAAAAUGGCACGCAAAAGAAAAAUUCCUGCUCGGAAACACCAUGGAGUGCGAGAUCCUCUAAAACAACUUGAAGAAAAAGAAAAAAGACUUAGUAAAGUUACAAAUAACCCACCUGAGCGGGACCAUCAGCAAGUAUCUUUCAAAUUCACACAAUUAAAAAAGUUAAUUGAUGACGCAAAAGCUGGGAAAAAACUUAAACGCAUACACAAAGGCCAGGAAGAUAAACCGAAAGAUAAAGUAACGCAUACAAAAAAAGUUGGCCAUAUACAACAGUUGAAGGAAGAAACGGAUGAAGAUUAUCUUAAGCGCGUAAAUAGAAUCACUUCACAGUCUUUACGGGAAGCACAGUACGAAGCUAAGUAUGGGGUUAACGUCAUACGUAACCCUAAAACUGGAGAGAUCUCAUUAAGUAAGAAGCCAAAAAAUGAGAUCGAUGAAUUAAUUAAGGAAAGAAAAAAGAAUAGAGGUAAGGGCAAGAAAACAAUUAAUGCUGGAAAGCCUUUGGAUCCCGUAGUUGCGAGGGAUUUGAUAAAACAGGCAAUUAAAGAAGACAAAGAAGAGAAAUCCAAUGAGCAUCUUGAUUUUGAAGAGUACAAACAAGAUUAUGUACGCUUUGGAGAAGUUGUACAUGCUCCUCCAACUCUUUCAACAUUGCCACGAAAAGCUCAAAAGUCGGAAACAGUGCCUAGGCCUGGUAAAAAGUCCAAUUUAUUACUCAAAUCACUACUACCAGAGACUAAAAGUGAAGACGUAUCAUUAGAGAAAAAGUCUAAAAUUACUGGAGGUAAAACAGAAAAGGUGAAACUUAGUGGUAAAAGAAAAAAUCUUUCAACGGCUGCAAGGAAAAUGAUUGAAGAAGAACAAAACAAAUUCAUUGAGUUAUAUAGGAGUAUGAAAAAAGCAAAAGUUAAAAAUUAAAACAAAUAAGCUAAGCUG
Molecule: messenger RNA, 1123 nt
Organism: Ceratitis capitata (Mediterranean fruit fly)
Lineage: Eukaryota; Metazoa; Arthropoda; Insecta; Diptera; Tephritidae
Product: coiled-coil domain-containing protein 137
Exons: 5
Coding region: 191-1105 (304 amino acids)
Source: RefSeq, a predicted model, not a curated record